AUCCUCUGACGAAGUCCUACAUGUACUAGGAAACAUAUUAGGUAGUUUACAGAAAGGGCGUACCAGUUUGAUAGUACCUAGAAAAAAAACUAUUUACGAUUUAUUGAAGAGUCGUAACAUGAAAUCACUUUCUCCACCGUUGGCAGAAGACUUGGCUAUAAGUUUUUAUAUACAAAGUCACAAGCUGGUAUUUGUUAUGUAUCACUUAAUGAAUAACCAGGGAGUGAUGACUCCUGAUCCUACACCAGCAGAAUGUUCAGUGCCUUGGCUUAAUGAAGUAUUAGUACUUUUUACAGUUGGAUUGCAACUUUGCCAACAGUUGAAAGAUAAGAUCUGCGUGUUUUCACAGUAUAAAGAUUUUACUGUAGGUUCGAGACCUGCUAGCCCCCAGUCUUGUUAACUAAGAAUCUCGAUAAGUGUUUAAAUUGCAUCGUCAAUUUUGCUAGUGUCAACUACUUAUAUUGUAAAUAUUUUAGAUAUUAUUAGAAUAUGUAAUGUAUAUAAUUCAUGUUACAACUUCUAGUGUAAUUUAUAGUGAGAUAUUACAUUGUGAAAUGUAUUUUAAUAUCGAGUUGGUGAUAAAUUUCACUAAUGGCUGAAAUGAAUUUUAAAGAAAGCUUAAAUAUUAUCAAUUAUUUAUUGUCUAGAAUGUGGAACACUCAAAAGUUUUAAUAAAGGCAUCUUAAGAAAACAAUA
This is a messenger RNA of Leptinotarsa decemlineata (Colorado potato beetle), 696 nucleotides long. RefSeq names its product rogdi atypical leucine zipper (gene rogdi). Gene Ontology annotation, cellular component: RAVE complex. Lineage: Eukaryota; Metazoa; Arthropoda; Insecta; Coleoptera; Chrysomelidae. The record is from RefSeq and is a predicted model, not a curated record.